AUGGAAGUGAUGGUGGUUCUGGAAGUUGAAAAUGGUUGUUUAAAAUCUGGAACUCUACAAGAAAGAAAUGUGGUGGAUCUUAUUCCGAAUGCUUAUAGAUGUGUUAGUUAUUAUUUAAAACAUGUUGACAAUAUAUGUAACGUCUGUUUAUUGGUUAAAACAAAUGGCUUUUGCCCUGCACGAAGCUGCACAAUCGAAGAUGUUUAUAGCUCUCGGUAAGGAAUUGAUCUCUUUUUCCAUUUUGUAGAUUUAUCUUGGUACUCUCUCUAUAAUAACUAAUCUGCACUCAAAUAUAUGAUUUUCAAUGAUUCUAUAAUUACAUAGACGUAUCUUCAUGUAGAAGUAGUGAGGACUGCCAAACCAUUUUUGUCACGAGUGGUUAGCUGUCUGAUUGCAUUUGAAAAUUUAACCCGGUUUAAAUUUGAUAUUUUUGAAU
Molecule: messenger RNA, 436 nt
Organism: Lactuca virosa
Lineage: Eukaryota; Viridiplantae; Streptophyta; Magnoliopsida; Asterales; Asteraceae
Source: the annotation of a GenBank genome assembly